Messenger RNA from Puntigrus tetrazona (Sumatra barb), 3342 nucleotides. RefSeq names its product collagen alpha-1(IV) chain-like. The coding region runs from base 1 to 3342 and encodes 1113 amino acids. Gene Ontology annotation, molecular function: extracellular matrix structural constituent. The record is from RefSeq and is a predicted model, not a curated record. The transcript is spliced from 31 exons. Gene Ontology annotation, cellular component: basement membrane; collagen trimer. NCBI's taxonomy places the organism in Eukaryota, Metazoa, Chordata, Actinopteri, Cypriniformes, Cyprinidae.
AUGGGUUCCCCUGGCGCUCACGGUGAGCCUGGUGAUGUCUUUGUUGCUCCAGGGCUGAAGGGAGAUAAGGGUUUACCUGGCACUACUGGAGACAGAGGGUUUCCAGGUGUUGAUGGGUUACCAGGAAAAGAUGGCCAGCCAGGGCUACCUGGAACAAAGGGAGAGCCUGCUAGAUUUGGUAUUAAGGGUGAUCGCGGCCUGGAUGGAGAUCCUGGUUUUCCUGGCCCUCCGGGUGAGAGGACCCCAGGUCUUCCAGGCAUAGGUCGGCCUGGUGAACCUGGUGAAAAAGGCUCAGCAGGCCUGCCUGGUUCACCAGGAAACCCAGGUUUACCAGGAGCUAAAGGCGAAGCUGGUAAAAUUUAUAGCUUACCUGGACCUCAGGGUGUCCCUGGACCUCGUGGAGAGGUUGGCAGACCUGGUCUUCAGGGUGACAGAGGUUUUCCAGGUGAACGUGGAAUUUCAGGAUUUCCAGGAGACAAAGGUGACCCUGGACUGCCAGGAAUCGGCCUGCCGGGGCCUCCAGGACCAAAAGGCAAAGAUACUCUGGGAUUCCAGGUCCUGCUGGGAUUCCAGGAGAGCCUGGUCGACCAGGUCAAGAUGGCUUGCCUGGUCGUGCAGGAACACCUGGGCAAAAAGGGUCUUCCUGGUCCUAAAGGUGUCGUAGGUCAGCCAGGACUGCCAGGAUUUCCAGGGGAGAAAGGUACUGCUGGACCACCAGGAGCUCGUGGUGCAGUGGGGCCGCCAGGUCCUCCAGGGCUUGGGGAUCCUGGACCACCUGGACCAAUGGGGCCACCUGGAGGCCCUGGACCCCUCGGUCGGAUUGGUAUAAAGGGUGAUAAAGGUUCUCAAGGCCUACCUGGUUUAGACAUGCCUGGCCCUCCAGGAGACAGGGGUAGCCCUGGUGUCCCAGGUAUACCAGGACCAAAGGGUUUGCCAGGGGAACUAGGACCUCCGGGUAGGGAUGGCUUCCCUGGUGAACGUGGUCCAAAAGGAGAAAUUGGAAUCAUGGGAACGACAGGACCCCCUGGACAUUUAGGUCCUGUUGGAAACCCUGGAGAGCCAGGACCAAAAGGUGACCCUGGUUUGACUGGUGUCAGGGGAGUGUUUGGUGAUCAGGGUCCCAAGGGUGAGAGAGGAGAGCCGGGCAUACAGGGGCCACCAGGAAACAUGAGUGAUAUUGACAUGGUGCAUUUGAAAGGGGACAAAGGAGACAUUGGAGACAGAGGUGAUCCUGGUCCCACCGGAGAAAGGGGGUUUGCUGGAACACCAGGAGACCCUGGAAUGCCAGGAAAAGAUGGAAUGCCAGGUUCACCUGGACAGCAAGGUCAGAAAGGAGACCCUGGAGUCCCCGGGGAGCCAGGACAAACUGGAGAAACUGGAGACCCAGGUGCAAGAGGAGACAUGGGAUACCCAGGUUCAAUGGGGCCAAAAGGUAUUAAAGGUGUUGGUGGGUCACCGGGUCACCCUGGAUUUAAGGGGACUGAUGGCUCCAAAGGAGAUAAAGGAGAACCUGGUCCAGCAGGAAUAGGAAUGCCUGGUCCCCCAGGACAGAAGGGAAAUGUUGGUUCCCCCGGUUUCCCUGGUGAACCUGGACUGAAGGGACAGAAGGGUACAAUGGGCAUCCCAGGAAAUCCUGGAACUCAAGGAGCUAAAGGAGACACAGGAUUGGCAGUCCAGGAAAACCAGGUGAAAAAGGUGUCAGUGGGUUGCCAGGGUCUCCAGGAGAAUCUGGAUUUCAAGGACGUCCAGCACAGUGAACCGGGCCUACAGGGUCCACCAGGUCAACCUGGGGAGAAAGGCGAAGCAGGGGUAGAUGGCAUUCCUGGAUUUGUAGGAGAGAGAGGAGAACCUGGUAUACCUGGCACAGGUUUUCCAGGAUCCCGUGGAGAAGCUGGCAGCAAAGGUGACAAGGGUAACCCUGGUCUUCCUGGCAUUAACGGGAGUCCAGGCAUUCCUGGAAUCAAAGGUGAGAAGGGUCUGCCUGGAUUCCCAGGGGACCAAGGGCAUCCAGGAGAGAGAGGACUUCCAGGAAUAUCUAUGGAGGGACCUAAAGGGGACCAGGGAGCUCAGGGACAACAAGGACAAAAGGCCCACCUGGUAUACCUGGCAGUGCUGGAGCUAAAGGAGAAAAGGGGAGACGUGGGCUUCCCUGGCCCACAAGGCUCUCAAGGAUAUAAAGGAGAUAAAGGUUUCACUGGUGCCUCUGGUGAGCCUGGAUUGCCUGGCUAUAAUGGACCAAAGGGUGAGAUGGGACCACAGGGUGUUCCUGGGUUCCCUGGUACAAAGGGUGAGCAUGGAGUAAUUGGUCCUAAGGGUGACGGAGGUGACAGAGGAUUCCCAGGUCUUAAAGGUACUGAAGGCCCCCCUGGACCACCUGGGCCUCCCACAUUUAUAAAGGGAGAUCCUGGUCCUCCAGGACCUCAGGGUCCCCAAGGGCUGAUCGGAAUUCAAGGCUACCCUGGACAGAAAGGACAACAGGGUGUGAUGGGACUUCAGGGUUUAAAAGGAUCCGAUGGAACACCUGGCUAUAAUGGACACCCUGGGGCCAAAGGAGAGCCCGGACAAACCGGACCUUCUGGCCCCAGAGGGUACCCUGGACCUCCAGGACCUAGUGGUUUCCCUGGUGGCAUCGGCCCUCCUGGCCCUGCAUCAAUGGACCACGGCUUCCUUGUAACACGCCACAGUCAGAGUAUCGAUAUUCCAGUAUGUCCAGCAGGAACAACGCCGAUCUAUGAUGGAUAUUCACUGCUUUAUGUACAAGGCAACGAGAGGUCACAUGGACAAGACCUAGGCACAGCUGGUAGCUGCCUAAGGAAGUUCAGCCCAAUGCCUUUCCUCUUCUGCAACAUCAACAAUCCAAUGCCCAUGAGCAUGGCCCCUGUUACCGGUGAGAGCAUCAAACCCUUUAUCAGCAGAUGUGCAGUUUGUGAGGCUCCUGCAAUGGUAAUAGCUGUGCACAGUCAGACCAUACUGAUCCCACCCUGUCCUCGUGGGUGGGAUUCUCUCUGGAUUGGAUACUCUUUCGUCAUGCACACUAGUGCUGGUGCUGAGGGCUCCGGUCAGGCGCUGGCCUCCCCAGGUUCUUGCCUGGAAGAGUUCCGCUCAGCUCCCUUCAUCGAGUGUCACGGUCGCGGCACCUGCAACUAUUAUGCUAACUCCUACAGCUUCUGGUUAGCCACCAUAGAGGACAACGAAAUGUUUAGCAAACCUGUCCCCACAACGCUAAAGGCUGGGAAUCUACGAACUCACAUCAGCAGGUGUCAAGUGUGCAUGAAGAAGAAUGACCUUGCACACAGUGAUCUGAGUGUGGGUGUUUAUGGGGUGAAAGAAGCAGCUGAGUAG